Schistocerca gregaria is the source of this 2489-nucleotide messenger RNA. It is a transcript of the gene Gnpnat, whose product is annotated as probable glucosamine 6-phosphate N-acetyltransferase. The record is from RefSeq and is a predicted model, not a curated record. Lineage: Eukaryota; Metazoa; Arthropoda; Insecta; Orthoptera; Acrididae. The coding region runs from base 1618 to 2244 and encodes 208 amino acids. Gene Ontology annotation, biological process: UDP-N-acetylglucosamine biosynthetic process. The transcript has 6 exons. Gene Ontology annotation, cellular component: Golgi apparatus; endoplasmic reticulum; endoplasmic reticulum-Golgi intermediate compartment. Gene Ontology annotation, molecular function: monosaccharide binding; glucosamine 6-phosphate N-acetyltransferase activity.
CCUACUGGUAACGGAUGUCAGCUUAAUCCUGUAACAUAAUUAUGAUGUGGCACGUGACAUCAUUGUGCAAAAUAACAAAGAUGACAGAACGCUGACGAUAAUUAUGUUACGUCUGUUAUUUUAUGAAAUGAAGACUGUGGUAACAGGCUGAUUUAUAGUGUAUCCCUAGGUCUCGAUUAGGCUGGAAGGUAACAGUUUGGUUGUGAGUUGGUAGGCCUAUAUACUGUGAAUGUGGCUAUGUAAUCUUGGAUGUGGUGGCAUACUGACCUGUAGCCUAGCCUACGAUCUAGAUUGAUUUGAAAGAUGUCAGUGUGAUUAUAACGCAAGAAACGGGCGAAAUGGAAAGAUAUGAGGUUUAAAUAACACUAUGAAGUCGAGAUUUGAUUACCAGUACAUCUAUAUUUUAACUUAAUAUGCACGCAUGGUAAUGUAAUGUGUGCGCGCGCCACGAUACCAGUGUUGGAAUGAAGAGAAACCACAGCAGAACUGAGAAGAGACUAAUACAUUUUAGAUGCAUCUUUUGUUGCCUGUUAAUCCACAGAAUGGUCGAAUCUCUUUCCAUUCACCCAUACACUCUUGCUUUACACUUUACUGUCUCCUGUGAGUCUCUUCUGUAAGACUUUUAACGCUCAGAAAUUACAUACUGUGAUACAAAUGUUCUUUGACUCUGUAUCCUUGGUACCAAACUGAGUUGUCACUGAAUAUUAGAUUAACUGACGAAAUCAUGCAAGGUACAUUAUCUUAAAUGCAUCAUAGGUACUGACUGCGGUCAAUAUAUUGUUCACGAAAGACGCUAUGUUCAGCUUUUGCAAGAAAUCACGAGAGCUUCCUAACUAUCCUUAAUACCAGGAAUCUGAUUUUUUCAGUUUCACUUCUGUUCCCACCAGUGGAGUGUCCCUCAAAGCGGCAUAUGUUUGAGAAACAAAGACCUGUGUCCCCAUUAUAGAUCGCAAGAAUGACCCAUAAUAUUAAAUUUGGUAUAUAAAUUAAAUAAUUUCCAUAAUUCUUAGUUGCUUAUAUGAGUAUCAUAUUUCUAAGAGUGUGCCUCAAAAUCAAAAUACGCAGUCAUGAACAACACAAUCCAUUCCCGUCCAUUGACCCUUGCAUUUAAGUACAAACAAUCAUUCUUUAACAGUAACAGGGUGGAACUUUCGUUGAAACAUUUCAAGACUUAACUUUUGUGUCCCGGUGGUUUUUUUUUUUUUUUUUUUUUUUUUUUUUUUUUUUUUUUGGAAGACGUGAUUACUGAAACAUAAGUUUCGGCUAAUGAUAAAAUAUAGACUAGUUAGACUUUAUAAAAUCUGUCUGCUUGGCGACAGAGACUGUUCUUUUGGACAUAAUAUCAUAAGCAUCGCUUAUAACAAAGUUGUGCCACUGAAUCGAAAAUAACUUGUGGACGCGGCAUGUAUUGAACCGCGACGUGCGAUGUGGCAACACUAGGAACAGGUGGCGUUGGAUGUAAACUUCGCUACGCCCGAAAGUUUUCUCCGGCACGCUAAGUGACCUUCUGAAAGCUCUGUGUUCGGAAUGUUGGGCUGACAAGUUAUGAAGGACACACAAGUCCCUGGAGUUCGUAGUUAACGGUCAUAUUCGCAGAGAACUGCCAGCAGCUGUAACAUGGUGUUUAGAGAGCAGGACACACAUGCUCUACAUCAUGAGCCGAUGUACGAUCCAGAGUUACUUAAAAAGCUGGACUUUUCUCAGUCACCAACAAAAUUUAAUCCUCCUGUUACUGCAGUUAACCCCGGAGAAAAUCUUCUAGUUCGUCCCUUGUGCCGGGCGGAUUACGAAAAAGGAUUUGUACAAUUGCUUGGGCAGCUGACAAGUGUUGGAGAUAUCACAAAGGAGCAGUUUCUUCGGCGAUAUGCUGAAAUGAAGGCAUGUAAAAAUACGUACUUCAUCACAGUAAUCGAAGAUACAAUAACUAACAGAAUUAUUGGUGCUGCUACUCUUGUUAUAGAGCAAAAAUUCAUUCAUGGAUGUGCAGUGCGUGGCCGUUUGGAAGAUGUUGUUGUAAAUGAUACGUAUCGUGGAAAACAACUUGGUAAACUAAUUGUGACAACCGUUGCAUUGUUGGCUAAGACACUGAACUGCUACAAGAUCACCCUGGAGUGCAAAGACAAAUUAAUACCGUUUUAUCAAAGCAUAGGCUAUGUUCUGGAACCUGGGAAUUCAAAUUCUAUGUCGAUACGUUUUGAUGCUCCUCAAAAAAAGCACACCCCAAAUGCUGCUGCAAAAUUAUAAGUUUAUAAGUUUCCCAGAUAUAAUAGAUGUAACACUUUGUAACAAUUGUACUUAACAUUCUCCUAUUGGCAUGUGUAUUUUGAAAUUUAAUGUUUAUUUAAUUUCAUUUCUUUGAUAAUCUGUCAAUUUCAAUUGAAUAGAGGACACUAAUUUGUUGACUUUUUAUGUGCAGAUUUAUAUCAGCACAAUAUCUGUAAAUGCUUGUGAAUGAUUUUUGAAUUAAACCUAAUGUCCUGCAUAGCAAA